AAAUCUGCAAUGACUUAUUUUUCCACAAUCUACUACUUCCCUUGUCGUCCUCACAUCUCUAUCCUCCCUCACUACACACUCAAUUAUGUGUACACACACAUAUCUCUAACAACACAUUGCAACUAAACUCAUCACAUUCAAGUUAGUUGAGUUAUGGCCAUCACAAUUAAUUCUCAUGUCUUCAUCAGCCUCUCCCUUUAUCUACUUGUGCUCCUCCAAUCUUCACUUUUUGCAAGUUCACAAUCUUUUAUUGGUGUGAAUUACGGUCAACUUGCCGACAAUUUACCGGCGCCGGCGGUGACGGCGAAGCUUCUUGAGUCGACUGCGAUCGGAAAAGUUAGACUUUACAAUGCUGAUCCGGCAAUUGUGAAGGCGCUGGCGAAUACUGGAAUUGGGAUCGUGAUCGGAUUGGCAAACGGAGAGAUUCCGGGGAUAGCAUCCGACCCGAAUGUGGCGGGGCAGUGGGUCGGGGCAAAUGUGCUCGCGUUUUACCCGGCUAGUAACAUUGAUGUUAUAACUGUUGGAAAUGAGGUUAUGACUUCUGGUGAUCAAGGACUCAUGUCCCAGCUCUUGCCUGCCAUGCAAAAUAUCCAAAAUGCCCUUAAUGCAGCUUCCUUGGGUGGCAAGGUCAAGGUCUCAACUGUACAUUCAAUGGCUGUGUUGGCCAAUUCUGAUCCACCAUCAUCAGGAAGCUUUAAUUCCGGAUUCGGCGACACAAUGAAAGCAUUGCUGCAGUUUCAAAAAGCCACUGGUUCACCUUUUAUGAUUAAUCCAUAUCCCUUUUUCGCAUACCAAAGCGAUCCAAGGCCAGAGACACUUGCAUUUUGUUUAUUUCAACCUAAUGCAGGGAGAGUGGACUCCGCUAGUGGUAUUAAGUACAUGAACAUGUUUGAUGCCCAGGUUGAUGCUGUAAAAUCGGCCUUGAAUUCAAUGGGAUUUAAGGAGAUAGAGAUCGUAGUUGCGGAGACAGGCUGGCCUUAUAAGGGUGACCCCAAUGAGUCUGGAACUAGUGUGGAAAAUGCAAAAGCCUACAACGGGAAUUUGAUCAACCAUCUUAGGUCAAAUGUUGGAACUCCAUUGAUGCCCGGGAAAUCAGUUGACACCUACAUUUUUGCACUCUACGAUGAGAAUUUGAAGCCCGGACCUGGUUCAGAGCGUGCAUUUGGGCUUUAUAAGCAGGAUCUUUCCAUGGUUUAUGAUGUUGGUCUCACGAAGAAUAGCCAGACUCCAGCAACUCCGACAACUCCUAAAACUCCAAAAACUCCGUCAACCCCAGCUACACCAUCACCAAAGGCUGCAGCCUGGUGUGUCCCCAAACCUGGUGUUUCCGAUGCUCAGUUACAAUCAAAUCUCGACUAUGUCUGCGGGCAUGGCCUCGAUUGUAGCCCUAUUCAACCAGGUGGCGCUUGCUAUGAACCAGCUACUUUACAAGCUCAUGCUGCAUAUGCAAUGAAUCUUUACUAUCAAAAUUCUGGGAAAAAUUCAUGGGAUUGUGAUUUCGUGCAAACUGCAACUCUUUCUUCCACCAAUCCAAGUUAUGCAGGCUGUAACUACCCAGGUGGAAAUUGAAGGCUAAAAUGGUCAUGAACAUAGUACAGGGGAUGAUAUUUUUUGUGAACUAGUUCAGAAUAAUGAAUAUAUCUAUGUAGCUUCAUUUGUUAGAAUAUAUAUAUAUAUAAUUAGUAUAUUAGUAUUGCAUUAUGAGAGCAAUAUAAGGCUUUCUUUUAUGGUAAUUCAGGAUAAGUUGAUUGUAAUAAAAUCUUGUUUUAUAUCACUUUUCUCAUAUAUAUUAUGGUAUGAGUGUUGUCAAUUCAA
Daucus carota subsp. sativus is the source of this 1815-nucleotide messenger RNA. Its product is annotated as glucan endo-1,3-beta-D-glucosidase. NCBI's taxonomy places the organism in Eukaryota, Viridiplantae, Streptophyta, Magnoliopsida, Apiales, Apiaceae. The transcript has 6 exons. The coding region runs from base 154 to 1569 and encodes 471 amino acids. The record is from RefSeq and is a predicted model, not a curated record. Gene Ontology annotation, biological process: carbohydrate metabolic process. Gene Ontology annotation, molecular function: hydrolase activity, hydrolyzing O-glycosyl compounds. Gene Ontology annotation, cellular component: plasma membrane.